Hypoxylon trugodes is the source of this 5101-nucleotide messenger RNA. RefSeq lists its product as uncharacterized. The transcript is spliced from 2 exons. NCBI's taxonomy places the organism in Eukaryota, Fungi, Ascomycota, Sordariomycetes, Xylariales, Hypoxylaceae. The record is from RefSeq and is a predicted model, not a curated record. Bases 491 to 4969 code for a protein of 1492 amino acids.
GUCGAUUCAAUCACUCCCCGACCCCGGAUCACAUCGUUACAAUAUUGUCUACUAGUUUUACCCUUCCCGGACACUUGUAUACUUGCUUCUCUUACCUAAUCUUGUAUACUUUAAUAUUUCUCCUUUCAUACACUUGCUCUGGAACUAGCAAGUUGCAUUCGUUCCAUCCUAGCCAUUAUUGUGUGCCUUCCCGGUUCUGUGGCUUGAGAGAUCUGGAUAAUAGGAAUCUUAUAAUACUUACUGGAUCGUAGUCGAACGCCGCCGGCUUUACUUACCGCCCCAACCGGUCUGGAAUUCCUUUGUGUCCGUCUGGUUGCCUCACUGAAGUGGUGUGACAAGUCAGCACCUAAUUGAAGAGCUGUAAUAUCCGAAUCCAAUCGCAACAAUAUCUACUAGCUCGUGAUUUUAUACACAAUUGGUAGUGAAAAUGGACGCUUGAUGUUGAUAUGAUCGAACCUCGAACCUCUCCCCAAAAGUUAUAGAGGUAGAUAUGGCGUCCUUACGCGCGCGUUCGGAUUCUCGGACUAGGUCGGGUGAAGAAUCACGAUCGAGGCGAAGAGGAGUCAUGGAAACAUCAAAACAGGAUUUUCCACCAGCGCUAGGCCAGAUCGCCCGCAGGGAGGUUGAGAAUACUCGGCUUGGACUUCCUUCAACAUCGCAACCCAGGGCGCAACAGAGCCGAAUCCCCCAGAAUGCCUCAACUCGAAAGCUUUCCGGUCAGAAAGCUCUAGCAAGGCCUCCCCUAACUCACGAAACACAGUCAUGGUCGGCAACAUCCGCGCGUUCCGCGGCACAUGCCCCGCCGCCUUCUAUACCGAGUACACGUGGACGAGGGGAUCCUACUAAACCGCCUCGUACUGUUUUACGCCGGAAACAGUCAAGCAUAUCUCAGGGAAAGUCCAGUAUGCAAAGCCAAAUUCGCUCGAACUCCGGUAGGUCCGACUCAUCGUCUUCGAUACCAAGGUCACAGGCGUCUUUGGAUACUAGCGGGAAUUACUCGGAUAGAAGUAUCACUGCUAGUCCCGUGGAGAUUCGAACAGCGCAGAGGCUCGAACUGCCGCGGACGGCGACACAGUCUCCUCAGAUCUACCCUGAGUUAGACCGCUACCGGGAUCUAGAAUUCCCUUCUUCGAGAGAUGGAUUGGGUAUAGAUCUCCCAUUCAAAAUUUCAACCGAGAACCUUCCGCCGCCAACACCACUCUUCUCCGGUGGAAGCAGUCACAGCCAGCUGAGCACUUUCAGUGCCAGUCCUUCCACUAGAUUCUCCGAGUCGCCUGGCCCUGGACCUUACAGCCGAGACACAACUCCGACCUCUAUGACAUCACAGUCUCCCGGACUCAUUCUACCGCACCGUUUUCCCGUUUCUGGAGCGAGGCGAGCGAGUCCAGCCGAAACGAGGCCGCCGGUGACAUGGAGAAGGGCCGGCAGUAUGUCGAAGGAAGGAGAUGCAAUAGGUACUGAUCCCCAUGGUCUUGCUGCGGUCAGGGAAGCGUUAAACUCGUCUUCGUCGAACUCGACAGUGCGUGCAGAAGAGAAGGAGAAAAGGACGCGCCGAGGGGUAUCGCCUGCGCCACCUAAUCCACCUCCGAGAAAAUCAUCUCAAAAGCUAAACAAGGGUAGUGGGGAAAUCCAGUCGCCGUCAAAAAUUUCUCGGGUACCAGCUCAGCCUAUGGCAAGGUCUCCAUCCCCAGCCAAAGCGACUCAACCAUCCCACCACAGAUCUCAGAGCAGUGUAACAUCCCCUAGGACCCGCCCAACUCCGCCCUCGCGGCCCAGCAGAGAUGGGACACCGGAUCUUUAUUCUCAAUUUGGCGGCCCAGUCCCUGUCAUCCAUAGCAAUCUCUCUUCAACGAGUCUCACCGAUAGACGCCAGAGUGGCCAAUUGCAGCCUAGUUCGUUACCAAGAUCAACUACCCCCUCUACGCAGGAACGUUCGAUAACUUCAAAAGCUCCCGUGGCUCGAGAAUCUACACCGGCACCACGACUAGGAGUUCCUCAGGCUGCCCAGCCAAGCCAAACAGAGCGGAGCAAACACACUAGGACACCUAGCCCCGCCACUUCGUCAUUUAAAACGAGAUUUCCUCUCUUUGGGCGGCGAACUAAGACGGCACCAGAAGUACCACAGGCAGAAAAGAAAGAAAAAACUACUCGAAAAGGUCCAGCUGCCGGGACAGGUCAUGAAGGAUAUGGCAGGAUCGGCUCAGUCAGAAGACGUAGUAGUAGCACGGCAAAUCCCCCACGUGGUCUACCAGGCUCAUUUGAGAGUCUUGCGAGCCUCCAAUCGACAGAUCCUUUCUUCCUAGAACGGAUGAAUCCAGUGAUAAUCGCGGGCGGUGAAGUGGUGGAAAAUCGAAACGCAAGCACCGAAUUGACGCGGGCUGAAAGCGACCAAAGUAUUCCAUCAAUUCGUCCAGGCAUUAGCUCAAGGAACAACUCAACUAUAUCUAAUUCUUCAAGGGAAGAAUUGAGACAGACCCUGUGGCCUUCGGCAUUUCCUCAUCGGUCGACUCAGUCUCGCCGCCCUUCAGAAAGUAGCGACUCGGAAGGAGUUUCGAUGAAACCUACUAUUGCAUUUAGAAGGUCAAUUCAGCGGCUCGGGUCCCCGAACCGGGCUCCAUUGAACCUACCAAAGCCUAUAGUAACUAGGGGAAUGACUUCUCCCUCGGUGGGAAGCAUAGAGACGACUAUCUUGUCUGAUGACUCCCUUCCUGAUUCUCGACCAGAAAAUCUUCGCGCGCAAGCUGAGUCGAAAGCAGCACCGCGGAAAUUGACCAAACGAGCCAAAUCCCCUCGAAAAUGGAACCUUUUCAGCCGGUCUCAAAGCCAACCUUCUAAGGAUCGGAAGAAGGUCGAAGCUAGUGUAUCCGCAGCAACAAAACCUGUCCAGGGCAAGCCAGUAGCCUACUACACAAUGAUGGAUUCUUCUGAACAAGAUGAAGGUGAAGAUCAAGAUGUCUGUACUAUCUUGAGGGAAGCAGAGAUUCUGGUCCCAUUCAUGCCUAAAAAUGAUGACGAUGAAGAAUUACCCGAGAGCAAUCAACCUACAGACCCAGCCCCCAUUCAUAGACCACAGGCCCGGGAGACUGCAGCAGGAUCAACGCCACACGACGUCUGCCCAAAACCGCUGAAACCAUCAGUGCCAAAAAGACAAGACGCAACCACCAAUCCAGCGCCCUCGGCUAAGCCAAAAUUUCGCCCGAGCCGACUCCCUCAAGUUGGUAGGAUACCCAAAGUUGUUACAACUCGCCCAGAACAGACUUCCCCGAAAAGCUUCUCCCGGCCAUUCUACCGAGUUAGCUUACAACUACCACCUCCCAACCUAAGUCGAGUUGACCGGGACUCAGUUGCGAAAGGUCCUAGCCCCACCAGGGCUUUAUCUCCGGAGCGUACUCAAACAGAGCCACCAGUAACAACAGGCGACUUCACUGGUGCCCAAAACGAGCCGCCCGCUAAGUUAUCGCCUCCUAAGCUUGACUCCCCUGACAAAGAGUUUCUUUCCUUUCCGCCCAGAAAAGACUCGGAGUGCACGACAAGUUCUGGGUCUGGCAAUUCUGGAUCAACAAAUCCCGUAUUACACCAACCGACAAAUGCCCUACCUACCGAGGAUGAUAUAUGGGAUGAGUAUAACGACUUCUUAGGCGACGCUCCACCAUCGGCAACAUCUUCUCGUUGUGCCCCUUUCCAUCUGGAAGCCUACGGGUCUAAACUAGCAGAUCAGUCAAACAUAGUACUCGAAUCACCCACAUUUAGCGCUCACCCAGCUAGGGAGAUUCGUGAUUCUAUUGAAACUGGAAGAGCAGCGACAUCGUCGAGUCACUUUAGCGCUGAUAUGACGGCUAGAAUCAAUCGCGCUUUCAGAUUUGAUACCGACCCACCAGCUACACCAUUUUCGGUCUCGGAGUUUGUGUCCGGGUACGGCGACCGCAGUAGCAAGAACUCACAGUUAAAUAAGGCAGUCUCUCCGACUAAACGAGAUAGUUCGUCUUCAAAUAAGAGCUCCAAGACUACGAGGGGCUCGGUCAGCAGCGAGGAAACGCCACUUUCUCAGGUCAACCUUAGAGUGGGUUCAAUGACGGUUAGCAAAUGGCUCUCGUUCGGCCAUGUGUUGUUCAGCCCAGUUCGCGAGGAUCUCAUCAAUGAUGUUGGCUCACUCAAGCGACACUCGAUUCUUGUCAUCGACGGUCUUGGCAACGAUGACUGGUCCUUUUACGCAGCGGAGACGUAUCCUGCUGCAACUUUCUUCAACUUAUCUCCGCGUGCACCAUUAACUCCCGAGCAACAAUCGACUCCCUCAUUCCCUUUGUCGCCGCCUAACCACCAUCAAAUCCAAUUUUUAUCGCACAAGGAUAAAUUUCCUUUUGGAUCUGACAGCUUCACGGCAGUUGUAUUCCGAUUCCCAGCUGUAGCCCCAGAAUCCCACUACCGCAAUAUCAUCUCAGAGGCACUCCGGGUUCUGAAACCUGGUGGAUAUAUCGAACUUUCUAUUCUGGAUGUGGACUUGAAUAAUGUGGGCCAUCGAACUCGACGUGCUGUACGUCAGCUGAAGGAGCGAAUAAGUGCACGCAAUCCGGAUUACAACCUUAGUAGCACGGCGGACCUCAUUCUUCGCCUUCUUGGUCGGAAAGGAUUUGUUGAUGUUAAAACAUGCCGUGUUGGGGUGCCUGUGGCGAGCGCGAUCACCAACGCUUCUAGUGCUAAGGGCAAGGGUAAGGCCAAGAAGGACGAGCGAAGUCUUGCGGAGAUGAUGAACGAUAAGACUGAGGUCGGCGACGAAAACAUCACGAAGAUGGUGUCGAAAGUUGGGCGAUGGUGGUAUAAUCGAUGCUAUGAGACAUUGCCUGGAAUGGGUCCUAGCAUCUGGAGCGAUAAGGCGUUGCUGGCCGAAUGUGAGCAACAGGGAACGAGCCUUAAGCUUAUGGUAUGCCAUGCGAGGAUGCCAGAGGCGAGAGGAAGAGUCGCAAGUAUAUGAUAUAUUUUGUGGAAAUAACGGACUGGACGCCAUCCGAUUCUAUUCACGACCGCUUCGACAAUUUGGAUUCGAAACCCCAACCUUCAUUUCUCUAUGGAUGGAUUCCACUUUUAUUCACUGGACUGACUACCC